UUCACAUUUCUGUAAAGAAAAGGAAUAAUAGUUAUGACCUUAAAGAUAGAGAAACGAUGAAGUUGUGUUUGCUGCUUAUCUUCUGUCGUAGUUUAUUUGCAGUGAAACAUUCACUGAAGUAUUUUGUCACUGGAUCCUCUGGAGUCCCAAACAUCCCAGAGUUCAUGGGUGUACUGGUGUUUAACGGCAUCCAGGCGGGUUACUGUGACAGCAACAACAUGACAUUAAAACCAAAACAGGACUGGGCGAAGAAAAUAUUACAAACCAGUCCUGAGCAGAAGGAGUGGUACGAUCACAUGUGUUUCAAGGAACAGCCAAACUUCUUCAAAAACAUGAUUUCUCAUUUGAAGCAAUUCACCAAAAGUGAAGGCGUCCAUGUUUUACAGAGGAUAGGCGGCUGUGAACGUGAUGAAAACACUGGUGAGCUGACUGGCUUAGUACACUUUGGUUAUAACGGAGAAGACUUUCUUGAAUUCAAUCUGGAGACACUGACAUGGAUCGCACUGAAACCAGAGGCUGACCUUAUUAGACAGGAAUGGGAUGCUGACAGAGUUCGAACUAAACACAAUGAAAACUUCCUCACUCAGAUUUGUCCAGAGUGGCUGAAGACCUAUGUGGACAGUGCAAAAAGCCCCCUACAGAAAUCAGUUCUUCCCUCAGUGUCUCUCGUACAGAAGACUCCCUCCUCUCCAGUCAGCUGCCACGCUACAGGUUUCUAUCCUGACAGAGCCGUGAUGUUCUGGAGGAAAGAUGGAGAGGAGCUUCAUGAUGGUGUGGAUCCUGGAGAGAUUCUCCCCAACAAUGAUGAGACCUUCCAGAUGAGUGUUGAUCUGAAUGUUUCAUCAUUCACGCCUGAAGAGUGGAGCAGAUACGACUGUGCGUUUCAGCUCUCUGAUGGUGAAGACAACAUCAUCACUAGCCUGAAUAAAACAGUGAUCAGAACCAACUGGGUUGAAAACAUUACAAAAGAGAGGUCCUCGCACAUGAUGAUUAUUCCUGCUGUGGUUGUUUCUGUUGUUUUCUUCAUCAUUGGAUUUUGUGUUUUCAAAAAGAAGAGAGAAAGAAAAAGUGAACAAACUUCGGGCAACAUCUAUGGACUCUCAGAGAGACUGAAUCCAGAGGCCCCGUGA
This is a messenger RNA of Maylandia zebra (zebra mbuna), 1130 nucleotides long. The record is from RefSeq and is a predicted model, not a curated record. Lineage: Eukaryota; Metazoa; Chordata; Actinopteri; Cichliformes; Cichlidae.